AAGAAACGUGAUUUAAGUGGAGAUAUAGGCUUAAGUUGGUGGUGUUUUUUUAGAAAAACAUUUGGAGACUUUUCGCUUUGUCAUUAUCUUAAGCCUUAGGGUUCAAUACGUAGUCUUGAAUGAUGGAAGUUGAAUUGGGUUUAGUUAUAGCUAUUAUUUGUAUUUUAAUUAUUCUGUUUGGAACUGUAUUUGCGUAUUUGGUAUAUUCUGGUUUAUUUGUGGAUAUUGAAGUAAAAGCGGGUAGUCCCCCUUUUGGAAGCCUUAAUGUCGCUUACAAAUAUGCCAGAGGCCCAUACAAAAACUGUGGAAAAUUAUUUACAGAAGUUUCUACGCUUGUGCCUGCUUUGAAAUGCAUUGGAAUAUACUAUGAUGAUCCAGAGGAGGUGGAGCCACUAAGCCUUCGCUAUGCUGUAGGGGCUGUAAUGAAUGAUGGCAAGAAUACCGAAGAUGAUUCUAAUUUUGCCAGGAAAAUUUUGCAGGAAAAAGGUUACCAGUUUGUCACACUUCCACCAGUGGAUCAUGCCGUUAUGACAACUUUUCCAUACAAAGGCAUAAUUUCUAUAAUGAUAGCCAUUAUAAGAGUCUACCCAAGGCUAAAGAAUUAUGUCAUGGACAAAAAACUAUGUGCUCAUCCGAUUAUGGAGAUAUAUGAUGGGCAUGAAAUACUGUUUGUGGCUCCCCUUGCACGUCAGGAAGAGUUCUAUGUGGGUGAAGCCCUUCAAGAGAGUGAAGAAGAGGCACAUUCUGACCAAGGUAUCCAGGCUGAUCUCGACCAAGAGGAUGAACAACCUCAAUUAGAAGAACCCUCUUAUGGACCAAAAACUGAUCAAAUGGCUGCUGGGGAAGGGAACACUUCAGAAAAUGUUGGUAAUGUGAGAGUUGCACAUGGUGAGGGAGAUAGUCAGAAGGAGGCAGGCAGUGGUGCCAGUGGCUCUUCUGUUAGUACCACAUCUUCCUUUGAAGAAUUGCAUAUGGAGUCAUGAAAAAGGAAGUGGGCUAUGACUAAUUUACAGACGUACUAAGCUAUUACUACCAUUUUCUUUUUAUGAUUAGUUUAUAUAUUAUUGUAAGUUUCAGUGACGAAUUACAUAAAAUAUUACUCCUACAGGAACAUCCAAACUUCUUUUUUUUUUUGCAAGGCUAAAUAAGAUACAGAUAAGUUUUUCCAAAAAUACAUACCUCCACUAACACUAAUAGCUAUUUCUCGAUCUUCAUCUUUGCUAUUUAACAUUCUGUUCGCUUGCACCAGUCUUUAUAUACCCCACUCCACUGCCCUCAACAAAAUCUAAUUUGGAAACUUUACACCGGUCCUCACACUACCUCUAUGCAGGUACUGUAUAUAAGCACUGUAUGCAGACAAUAAAAUCACUUUUUCUCAACAAAGUG
This is a messenger RNA of Limulus polyphemus (Atlantic horseshoe crab), 1386 nucleotides long. RefSeq names its product testis-expressed protein 264-like. The coding region runs from base 120 to 983 and encodes 287 amino acids. The record is from RefSeq and is a predicted model, not a curated record. The transcript is spliced from 3 exons. NCBI's taxonomy places the organism in Eukaryota, Metazoa, Arthropoda, Merostomata, Xiphosura, Limulidae. Gene Ontology annotation, cellular component: replication fork; autophagosome membrane; nucleus. Gene Ontology annotation, biological process: reticulophagy; protein-DNA covalent cross-linking repair.